Messenger RNA from Sinocyclocheilus rhinocerous, 2562 nucleotides. RefSeq names its product glutamate receptor ionotropic, delta-1-like. The transcript has 12 exons. The record is from RefSeq and is a predicted model, not a curated record. Gene Ontology annotation, molecular function: signaling receptor activity; ligand-gated monoatomic ion channel activity. Gene Ontology annotation, biological process: monoatomic ion transport. Lineage: Eukaryota; Metazoa; Chordata; Actinopteri; Cypriniformes; Cyprinidae. Bases 1 to 2460 code for a protein of 819 amino acids. Gene Ontology annotation, cellular component: membrane.
AUGACCCGCUUCCAAAGGUGGGGUAAAGCCAACCCUUUGGAGAGAAGAGCCAUGGUCCAGGUGAAAUUAAGGGAUCUUGAGGAAGAGCAGAGGAAGACAAAGGUUGUGGAGCUAGGAACCCAGGGAGCCUGGACAAGAUGGGUGAUGAGGGACGACCCAACAUGCAAGCUCUGGGGGCAAAAUGGAACGAUGGCACACAUCUUGGCAGGAUGUAAGACCGUGCUUGCCCUGGGCAGAUACAGAUGGUGCCGUGACAAAGUACUGGCUGUUCUAGCAGACAUUCUAGAGCAGGAGAGGACAAGGAAAUGUCAAUAUAGGAACAAGCCUCCACCUGGUAUAACAUUUGUCAAGGAGGGGACAAAACUACCAGGGCCCAACAAAACCAAGGUGUCCAAUUUGUACCUUUAUGAUAGCGUGUUGAUGCUGGCCAAUGCAUUCUACCGGAAAUUAGAGGACCGAAAGUGGCACAGUAUGGCCAGCCUCAACUGCAUCAGGAAGUCAACCAAGCCCUGGAAUGGAGGCUGGUCCAUGCUGGAGACAAUCCAAAAGGGCCAUAUAACUGGUCUCACUGGAAUUGUGGACUUCAUGGACAAUGGAUCAAAUUCCCACGUUCAGUUUGAAAUUUUGGGAACCAGCUUCAGCGAGACGUUUGGAAAAGACAUAAAACGAUUGGCUACAUGGGAUUCUGUCCAUGGCCUGAAUGGAAGUCUAAAGGAGAGCCGUAUCGAGAAUGGCAUGCAGGGGGUUACGGUUAAAGUUGUGACGUUAUUGGAGGAUCCAUUUGUGAUGGUGGCAGAAAACAUCCUCGGACAGCCCAAAAGAUAUAAAGGCUUCUCAAUUGAUGUCCUGGAUGCCUUGGCCAAGAUCCUAGGAUUCAAGUAUGAUAUCUACCAGGUGGCAGACAGCAAAUAUGGUUCUCAGCUCCCCAAUGGCUCUUGGAAUGGCAUGAUUGGGGAACUCAUAAACAAGCGAGCUGAUUUGGCAGUGUCUGCCAUAACUAUAACACCAGAGCGAGAGAACAUAGUGGACUUCAGCAAGCGCUACAUGGACUACUCUGUAGGGAUCCUACAUCGCAAGCCCGAGGAGAAGAUCAACAUUUUUUCCUUGUUUGCCCCUUUUGACUUGGCUGUGUGGGCCUGUAUCGCAGCUGCCAUUCCUGUGGUGGGCGUUCUGAUCUUCCUGCUGACACGGAUGCAGAUGCUCCGCUCCCAGAAUCCUCCAGGAGCCCAUCACACUUCAUCCAUGUCUAACUCAUUGCAUAGUGCUAUAUGGAUUGUCUACGGAGCUUUUGUACAACAAGGUGGAGAUUCAGUGGUGGGGUCUGUGGCAUUGAGGAUAGUCAUGGGCAGUUGGUGGUUGUUCACAUUGAUUGUGUGUUCAUCUUACACUGCUAACCUGGCUGCGUUCCUAACUGUGUCCCGCAUGGACAACACUAUAAGAACGUUUCAGGAUCUUGCAAGGCAGAUGGACUAUGCCUACGGCACCGUUAGGGACUCAGCGGUGUAUGAUUACUUCAGAGCCAAAGGUACAAACCCACUGGAGCAGGACAGCACAUAUGCAGAGCUGUGGAGGACAAUCAGCAAAAACAAUGGACAGGACUUCUCAGUUUCUAGCCCUUCUGAAGGCAUACGCAAGGCCAAAAAAGGACCUUAUGCAUUUUUGUGGGACAUGGCCGUGGUGGAGUAUGCAGCACUGACAGAUGACGACUGCACCAUCACUGUAGCUGGCAACAGCAUGAGCAGCAAAGGCUAUGGAAUCGCUAUGCAGCAUGGGAGUCCUUACCGAGACCUCAUCUCCCAAAAGAUUCUGGAGUUGCAGGAGAAAGGAGACCUGGAUGUCUUGAAACAGAAGUGGUGGCCUCGGACUGGCCGCUGUGACCUCAACAGCCACAGUAAUGCCCAACCGGACGGUCGCUCGCUCAAGCUGCAUAGCUUCGCCGGCGUCUUCUGCAUCCUAGCAGCGGGGCUCCUGUUGGCCUGUCUGGUGGCCGCACUGGAAAUGUGGUGGAACAGCAAUCAUUGUCGGCAAGAGCAGCCCAAAGAGGACAAGGAGGUGAACCUGGAACAGGUGCAUCGGCGUAUGAACAGUCUUAUGGACGAGGACAUGGCACACAAGCAGAUCCCCGCACCAUCUAUCGAGAUCUCUGCCCUGGACAUCGGCAGCAUGCCGCCCAGCCAGCAGCGGGAGGCUGUGCGAGCCUACCCGGGCACGGGUCUGUCUGUGAGCACCUUCAUCCCGGAGCAAGCUCAUGGGGUGGGCCGGAUGCUGGCCCAGGGUCCUGGCAGCACCCUGCCCCUUCCUCUCAGCAGCUCCACCAUGCCCUCCGUCCAAUGCAAACACAGGGCUCCCAACGGGGGUCUGUUCCGACAGAGUCCCGCCAAGACGCCCAUGCCAAUGUCCUACCAGUCAGUACCAGGAGGACCCAUCCCAGAAGCUAUUGAGCAUAGUACAUCCAUCUAAGGUCAUCGUCACCAUGUGCUGCCUCACACUUGCUUUUCAAAGGAAGAAAGCUGAGCUGCUGUUGGAGCUUUGGAAACUGUGGUGGUGUAAAAAGAGGGGGAG